Molecule: messenger RNA, 2616 nt
Organism: Ctenocephalides felis (cat flea)
Lineage: Eukaryota; Metazoa; Arthropoda; Insecta; Siphonaptera; Pulicidae
Product: zinc finger protein 836-like
Exons: 15
Coding region: 1-2616 (871 amino acids)
Source: RefSeq, a predicted model, not a curated record
AUGCAUUUUUGUCCAGGUUGCAGACGACCCUAUGAGACCGCAGGAGGUCUCUAUAAUCAUGUGAAAUUUAAAUGUGGAAAAGAACCUCAAUUUUCUUGUGAACAUUGUCAUUUUAGAUUUUACCAUAAACAAAGAUUCUCAUUCGCUAGGGAUAGUGCUUUUUCAAAUUCUGGAUUUAUGACCAAGCAGACCCAGCAAUCUAAAAGGACUUUUCCUCCAGAGCAGGAUAGCAAUGUCGUAUGGACUGAUGAAGGGAUUCAAGAUUUGAAUUACUAUGGUUAUGAAGAAAAUAGUGUGUUUAAAAAACAACAGCAUCAAUGUAAUCAAUGUGGCAAAAUAUAUUGUAGUCGAGGAAAUGUUAGCAGACAUAAAAAGUACCAAUGUGGUGUUGAACCAAAAUUUCUAUGUGGGUUUUGUCCUUAUAGAGCACGUUUAAAAAGUGAUCUUGGAAAACAUUUUGUUGGCGAUGAAGAAGUAAGGAUUGUUAUUCUCUAUUGUGAUAGUUUUAAGAAUCCCGCUGCAAGAAAUUCAGGUUAUCAUCGUCAUGUAGAAGUGGCAGGAUUAUAUCCUUUUCAGUGUUAUCUGCUCCUAAAACCACCUUUAAGAGUUUUAUCAUUUAACCAACUAUCGUCACAGAUGGUUGGCUUCCUGCUCCUAAAACCAUCUCACAGAGUUUUACCAUUCAGCCAACCAUCGUCCCAGGUCAAUCGUGAUGUUCUAUCAACUUUUGUUCAAAAUAAAUCGGAAAACAUGUUUAGGUGUGAAAAAUGUAAAAGGGUUUAUAAACAUAGACACAAUUUAAUCAGGCACUUAAGAUAUGAAUGUGGAGUUGAACCUAGUUUUAAAAAGAAAUGCAGCGUACGAAAGAAAUUAAAAAUUCCUACUACAAAUGAUGACGGAUUUUUCCAAUGCAAGUACUGCUUUCUUUACUUCGAAACAGAAUAUCAUCAAUUUCACAAUGAAAGAUGUGCACUAAAAUUGUUAUUUGAUUCUCCAAAAGUGAAACGAAAUCCUUCUCAAAUUAGCAAAUUGGAAACCUUGAUGUCUGGAGGAAAAUCUAUAUUUCCAUGCCCAAAGUGCAAUCCAGGUGAUUUCACCUAUGAAAAAAUGUUUGAAAGUGAUAAUGAAUUGUUAACAUCGACACCAAUUCACCGCAGAAUAUUGGAUUUUGACGAAGUUUCAAUAAAGCUUUUACCACCAAGAAGAAAUUUAAUAGUUUCAUUUAGUGAAUGGGAUGAUAAUAUUCCACUCGAAGCACUAAAAGAACGAUUGCUGAAAAAAUCAUCGCAGAAUUCGCAAGAGAAUUUGUCACAAAAAUUUAGGAUGUUGUCAUCAAACACCAAUAGUCAAACUGCCGUAGAAAAACGUAGGAAGCUUUCUUCAAACGCAGAUAUUCUGGUUACUCCAGAAAAACUUUUGGAGCCAAAUAAUCAAGAAAAAUUAUCACAAAAUUUUAAGACGCCUUCGACAAAUAAAAAUGGAUUCACGAGUCAAGAUAAUUCUUCGAAGAAGUUGAGGACUUUUUCGAAAACGCCCAACAACAACAAUGUACAAAUUACUCCAUCAUCGAACAAGGCUGCAUCAGAUGGAGUUUCACCAAGUCCAAAUUCCAAGUUUGUUUGCAGAAAAUGCAACUGGGUUGCUUCAGAUUUUAGUCAAUUUGCCAUUCAUCUUCAAAAAACGUGUGGAUGUGAAAUUUUGAUGAGAUGUUUAGCGAGAGUGUGCCAAAACUGCGGCUUGGGUUUUUAUGACGUGGGCAAAUUUCGAAUGCAUAAUUGUAAAAAUUAUAGAGUUUUAUUACCAAAACUUGCUUUACCACCUAGUUUUGCUACCACGGAAGAUUCUGAGACAAAUAGAUGUCCUAGGUGUUCGAAGAAUUACAAACGGAGUUUUUCAUUAGCUCGGCAUUUAAAAUAUGAAUGUGGAAAAAUACCUAGUUUUCAAUGUACCAUGUGUGGUUAUAGAACUUACCAUAAUGCCAAUUUGAAGAGGCAUUUGCAAAGACAUAUUCACAGUUCUUUUCCCCGUUGCAAGGAUGUUCUCAAGGCAAUGAAUUCCACAGAACCCGGAAGACAUGCUUUGGACAAAAAUUAUAUCUUUUCUUCUAAUCGUCGUUUAGUUUGCUAUACCUGUGGCAAAAUGCCUGUUCUUGACUUUGUUAGAAAAUAUAAACUAUCAGCUUCGUAUAUCAGUAUAGGUCGCAAAACAACUGACUACUCACUGUCAUACAGGUGUCCAAAUUGCAAACGGCUAUUUCCUCAUAUCGAUUCUAUUAGAAAUCAUUACUGCCGACCAUCACAGUCUCAAAUUGCUUUCGAAAAUUCGAAAGAUAAAGGCCGAAUUUCACCUCAUGUACUUUUUCCACUUUUGGACGAAAUCGAGAAUUGGAGUGUUCGUUGCAAGGAAAAAAAGUAUAAAUGUCCAAAAUGUCCAAAGCAAUAUUCUCAUGGAAGUGCCCUUAGUCGACAUGUUAAUAAUGAAUGUGGCAUGGAACCAAAAUUCAAAUGUGAUUUAUGUGAAUAUAGAAGUUAUAGGAAUGAAUGUAUGCAGAGGCAUAUGCGUACUCAUUCGAAGGCUAAAUUUGGCUUAGUUCCUGGACAGAAGAAUACUUUGUGA